UUAGAACACUUAAGCUUUUUAAUGCAAUAAUUUAUUACUUAUUUCCCGCUUAAAGUUUGCACCAACGAGUUUGGGUUUUUUCAGGUCAGUGAUUUUCUGUCCCCCUGAUAAAGGACUGUGUCCUCCUUAGGCUAUUUCCUGUCCCCGAUAAAGGAGCGUUUGCGCUCUCAGGUCAAAUUUCAUUAUUUACAAUGCAGGUUUUGUCUGCUGAUGUAGCUGUUAUUUAACAAGUACCUGCAAGGUCGAGGAUGAUGUGAAGUACUACACAAGCUAAAGCUGUCGGACUCAUUUUACACCGAGACAGGAAAUUGGCUUCCACACUUUUCACCCACUGAUGUUCUUGUUCUGUCUGGCUACUGGAUAAAAAGAAAACGUUGUUCAGAUCAGACAAACAUUGACGGAUUUUAUAAUAUUAUUGUCAGAUCGAUUUCGUUGGCCUGUUACCAUGGCUGCUGGAAGUUUUGAAGACAAAGCUUUUGCCAACAUUUGUCGCGGUCUUGGGCAGUUGCUUGCUGAGGGGAACUUCUGUGAUGUCUGCAUCAUCGUCGGGGAAAAACAAUUUUCAUGCCACCGUGUGGUGCUUGCAUCUGUUUCUACGUUCUUUAAGACAUCGUUGAUGAAAGCUUCUCGAGAAGGCUCCAGCUCAGUCAUCGACAUCACUCAUGACGAUGUUUCUCCGGAGUCCUUCGAGAUUUUGAUGAACAUCCUUUACAUAGGAACAGAUGUUGUGAACAAGGAGAAUGGAAAGGACAUACUCAGGAUGUGUGUCUAUUUGCAGGUCAAGUUCCUGGAAGAUCACUGCGUAGAUUUCCUUUGCAAAAACCUUCAGGUUGAAAUUUGCUUGGAAACAUGGCAGUUCGCUCAGAAAUAUGAUCUGGAAACUCUUGCUCAAGCAUGUUACAAAAUGGCAGCUGAACAAAUUAAAUUAAUAUUGCAACAGGAUGAGUUGCUGACUCUACCUAAGUCCAUGCUCCAAGUUCUUCUAUCGCUUCAGACUCAACUAAGCGCCGACGACAUCUGCAAAACCAUACUCCGCUGGGUGGAAGCAAAGCAGGAGGCUAGGUCUAUUCACCUGGCAGAGUUCCUUCCUUUUGUCUGCUUCACCUCUUUGAGUUCACAGUAUCUCUGUGAGCUGGUCUCCUAUCUCAACCACCCUUUCAGAGAAGUUCUCUUUGACAAAAUAAACAACGCCUUGACUUAUAACAUGAAAGGAGUUCAAAAUAAUGACGCCCUGGUCAGGAGGAAGGCUUUGGCCCAACAGUCUCUGCCUCUUUGGACAAAUGAAAUACAAUACCGUGUCGUUAUGUUUGGGGGAUACGAAGUACCCGAGAAUGCUAUGAAAUCUGUGUUCGUACUUUAUCCUGGCGACAAUUUCUCAACCCGUUUCAGCCUGUCACCACUGCCGGAAGAUAACGGGCUGGACUUCGCUAGCUGUGCAUUAAAUAAUCAGGUUUAUGUCAGCGGUGGCUCCCAGCUGCCCACAUUUUUUGCUGUCUACAAACCAGGUGACAACGAGUGGGAGAUGUUGCCCUCUCUUCCAGGUGAGGGUCGGGAAAGGCAUGUAAUGGCUGCCAUGAGUUCUAAUGUCUUUGUCCUUGGAGGACUUGAGAAAAUCCCGAAAAGCAAGAAGGGGAAAAAAGUGGUAUCAUCUAGCAUUCUGAAGUAUUGUAUAAAAAGUAAAGAAUGGAGCGUCUUUGGUCAGCUGCCAGUGGGUGUCGAGGAAGCUGCUGCCGCUGUUCUGGGUCACCGAAUUUACCUGUUCGGCGGCAACGACACAAAGGGAGUGAACACAGACGUGGUGCAGUGCGUGGACACCCUGAGUGGCUGCACGUACCAAGCCGGCAAACUUCCAUCCCCUGCUUGCGGAGCGCGUGCACUGAGCAAUGGAGGACACAUCUACGUGGCAACACCUGCAGGAGACAUUCUGCGCAUGUGGGAGAGAUUCACUGUAGCGGAAGAAAGAGAAAAGAUUCAUGGACAAACGUUAUCAUUCAUCCACUUCCUAAAAAAGGCAAUCAUGAGGCUCCAGACAACAGUAGAGUCGCAGAAGGACGAGCCAACAGUCAGAUUUAAAGAAGUGUCCAAGUUCACAGGGCGUCGUCAUUUUGGUGCUUGCCUGUACCCAGGGGAGAUCAUUCUAUGUGGCGGCCAGAAUGAGGAACGACAACUGAUGAACAGCGUUGAGAGGAAACGUGUAACAUAUGAUAGCAUUACAACAACACAAAACAUUCUUAUGAUGGGGGCAGCUAAAUUUGAUCUGCAUGUGCUGAACAUUCCAUUAGCGUACCUCACAACUCGAGCUUACCUCGUUUCCACUUCCGGCGACAAGGAAACGCUGAACAAACUGCAUCGCGAAACGAUUUUGCCAACAAUGGAAACUCAACCCACAAGGAUAACAACCAUAGAUGCAGCAGUACUUAAUCCCAGUUCUCAGACUAGUACGGCAAUCCAGAACCAAGGAGAGUACAGAAGAGCCAUUCAAAAGGGGAACUACUCUAUAUGUGAUGUCUGCUGGCAUUCUUUCCCUACUAACAUGGAGUUUAGCAUCCACACUUGCCCCUCGGAUGCAUUCUCUCUUCCCCAGCCACCUGUCUGCCAACCAGGUGUCACCCAGACACCAGAGACACAUUCCUCGUAUAGUGAAAACUCUGUGAUUCAGACACUGACGCAGGCAUCCAUUGGACCAAUUGGUGACCACCAGUCAUUAGACCAGACUUCAGUCAUGGGUGUUGGGAUGCAGAUACCAUGCGCACUACAGGCAGAUCCAGCUUCAGAGCUUUCCAUUGAUCAUACAGAAAAAGCUCUGAUAGUAAGUCUUGCAGAUGGAAAGGAAUCCAAAUCUUCCAAAGACGAUAAUGGGGAGCAGGAAAACAACGACAAGAAGUAUGGGAAAAAACUUCCCAUCCUGCUGCCAGACUUCUCAGACGUAGUGGAGAGCAUCAUGAAGAACACUACGACAAAGUGUGAAGAUUGUGGGAAGGACUUCCCCUCCCCAGAAGAACUGAUCAAUCACAUGAAAAAACAUACUGGUGGCAACAUCUACAAGUGCAACGAAUGCCCGUCGGUGUUUACGCUUAAGGAGUCAUGGAGGCGUCACUCAAAGCGUCAUGUGCAGGAGACUCCCUCAGUGUGCACUGUGUGUGGUGUGUUUUUCCAGCGUUCUGAUUCAUGCACAGCUCACAUGCGCACUCAUUUUGGCAAAAAAGCACACAGCUGUGAACACUGCCACAAGGUAUUUGCUUAUCGAAAAGAUUUUACAAUACACAUGAGGAUUCACACUGGUGAGCGACCUUAUGAAUGCAAGGAAUGUGAUGCUGCUUUUGCACAAAAGGGACAUCUGACACGGCAUCUGAAGACUCAUACAGGUGACAGACCACACAAGUGUGAUGAGUGUGGAGCUUGCUUCUCCAUACGCUAUCGCUUGAUAGAACACUGGCGCACACACACAGGGGAGAGACCCUACAGCUGUGAUUUGUGUGAUGCCAGCUUUUCUCAUAGAAAUACCCUCAAGUUCCACAAGAGGAAGCACACAGGUGAGAAACCGUUUAAAUGUGAGUACUGUGAAGCAAGGUUCUCACAUCAGACUCACCUGGUAGUGCAUACUCGCCGACAUACAGGUGAGCGACCAUACAAGUGCAACACCUGCCAGGCUAGUUAUGCUCGAAAGAAUCUGCUAGUUAUUCACAUCCGCAAGCACACAGGUGAACGUCCUUUUAAAUGCACAGAAUGUUCAGCAGCCUUUGCUCAGCGCAAUUACUUGAAGGACCACCUCCGCACUCACACAGGCGAGAAACCGUUUGAGUGUGACAUAUGCCACAUGUUCUUUUCACAACGCACUUCCUUACGGCUACACAAAAAAAGCCACCUCAACCCCCACCCAAAGAAAUCCUCUCACCGGACUCGGAAAGAGGGCAGUACACUUGACCGUAUGAUCAGCUCACUGGCCAAGAAAAAGCAACGCAAAUCAAAGCUUGCCAGAGAAGCCGCUGAAGCAAGGGAAAAGAAAAUCCGGGCAGACUUGGAAGCUAGUAAGGUGGCCAGCAAAGAUGCAAAGCAGGAAGUAGAUGCCCAAGUGAAGAACACCACAAGAAACUCUACCCGAAUUCUGCGGGGCAAGGGAAGCACUUUGGCCACAAAAGCUGUAGCAGAAGCUGAUACUGUCCUUGAAAUGGAUGUCGAUGACAUGGACGUGCUCAGAGCAAGGAAAAAACCAAAGCCAGACCGAAAUCUCCAACAGCUAAGGAAGAUCUUGACACUUUACAUUCACCAGGUAAGCGAGCCAGAAAAAUAGGUCGCAAACCUUCAACACCUAUCAAACUGAAAUUGAAAGUUCCUCAGAGCUAGAGUCGGAAUGUUGAGAAAAGACAAGUGUGAAGCUCCUGGAAGUGAUAUGUGUUGUGGUUGCAAUUCAGUGUGUCGUCUCACCAUGAUGAGGCUGCAAGAUAAUGGUGUCUCUGUAAAUGCAAACUUCAGGAAACAGACCACAUCCAUGCACGCUGAUAGCAUUUGCUGAUAAAAUUUACAGCUGUUGAUAUAUUGCAUUUUUAUCUUUUUAAAACACAUCCAAGUGCUCAUAAUGUAUUUUUGUGUACCACUCAGGCCUACACAUGCAUGUAGAUACAGUUGUACAGAUACAAACCCACUCAUUCAAUAACAUGCACGCAAAUACAUUCCCAUAUAUAAAUAUUAGCCAUCCAUGGAGUUCAGUACAUUUAAAAUUGUAUACAUUCAAAAUCAGUAUUGCUUCAAAGGUGAAUGAGUCCUUAAAUUUAUUUUGAAACUUAAGUGUGUGGGUUUUUUUUUAAAGAUUUUACAGAACAAUGCUGUUUAGAGCUUAAAAAUUACUUUUAUUUUGAGGAGAUAGUUAAUGUUAGUACUUCAAGUUGUGAAUGGCAAAAACAGUAUAAUACAUUAACCUCCCAGUGUUGGAAUAUUUAAAAAAAAAGUUUUCUAAUGAAUAUGUAACAGUAGUUUUUAAAAAGUGACAAAACCAUGAGGUGUUCGUUUGGAAUGAACUGUAAAGUCGAUGAUCUAACAAUCAUUUGCCUUGAAAACAAUUCUCAACCACCAUUUUCAGACUGUGUGACAGACUCAAGGACAUGUUUUUCUGUCCCCAAGACUGGGCGCGGUCUGGUAGUGCAUUGGUUACCACAUGUUGCAAUUAUAGUGAAGGUUGGCUUUCCUGGUUUCAGUUCUCAUCUUGGGCUCGCUGUUCUUUCUCUGCAUGUGGCGUCUGUUUACAGGGCUAUAUAUCAUUAGUUGAGGGCUCAGUGUAAAACACCGUAUGUUAGAUACCCCCUCUCCAACAUUAUGAUGAAGACACAGGCACUGCAGUUGCUCCAUGGAGGCUCAGGAUCCAAUUUGCUAUCAGGCGCUGAUUACAUUGGGCUCAGAGAAAUCAUCGUAGGCUGUUAUAAUGUAGAAGAAUCAGGUUAAUUUGAAUUUUCCUUAAGAGAGGUAGCCUGGAUCAAUAAAUAUGGAGAAUUUGAGGUUUGUGAGAUGCCAUCUCCAUACUCACCAGAAACUAACAAUGUCAGCUUGGCAAAAGCGCCUUUUCUUACCAGUUAUUACUAAUUUUAUAUUUCUCUGUUUCACUAGGAAAUCUUAAUUCUAAUUUUUUUUUGUUUGGGAGCAGGGGGAGGUAUAUUUCUGUGUUAUAUGUAUAUAGUAUGAUGUUCUUUUAAAGAUAAUCCAUAUUUUGAAAGGUGUGCUUUUGAAAUUGUUCAGCAUGUUGAUAUGUUCUCAGUUGCUAGAUGUGAUUGCUUGUGUGAAUACACAUUUGAUACACUGAACAUAUCUUCUUCAAGAGUUUGUCCCUUUAGCCUGAAAAUAGACAUAGUGGCCUCUAUAAGUGUGGUUGUGUGCAUGUGCAUUUAUCAGCAAACAUGUAUUUGAGCAUAAAUGCAUGCAAAUGUGUCCAUUCAUGCAAGUUCAUGUACUAAUGCUCAUUUGAAGUUUGCCAGAAAUGUGAAGUACUUCCUUUCAUCAUGUUUAUGCAUAUACUUAUGAUAGAAACAAAGCAAAAAAAAACCAAAAACAAUCAUAUAAGGGAGUGGGGAAAAUUUUGACUCUUUACUGAGCAUAAAAGGAUUCUAGUGGUGGUUACUAGAUUUAUGGAGCAGGUAAGAGCAGUUAAGAAAAUAUUUGUCUGUGGAGAUGGUCAUGACACUUGUUGUGACAGUUAGGAAAGACUGUUUCACUAAUGGAAAUAAGUGCACAAAUGGUAUUCAUACCAAAACUCUGAUACUCUAAGACUGUAACAGUGUUAUUUGGUAAAUAAAUAUAGCAUGCAAUCUGAAAUUUUUCAUUAUAUCAGUACUCUAGGUUGCAACUCCACAUUUAUGAACAGUAUUAGUCACAACCAUAUAGAAGGAAGCAUUUUGAAGAUGCAUAAAUUAGAGAAUCUUCACAAAGAUAUAUUUUAAUGGGAAUUGUUCAGUAACGUUAGUUUCAUGUACCCUUGACUGUCUGUGGUCACAUAUGAACAGAUUUAAAGGAGAAUAAUGCAAUGUAUGAUACUGUUUAUAUGCAUAUCAUGCAUUUUGUUUGUUAAAACUUUUUCUUUAUUGAGAGAGCUUAUUUGUUGCAACUGGUUAAAUUUUAGAACCAGCCCAGCAACGACAAUGUAAAAUAUUGUAAAUGAGAAAAUCUAUGCAACAGGUUUUGUCAUUUUUACAGGUAAACCUCACCAUCUAAAAGUUUUUUUUUUUUUUAAUCCUGCAGUCAUUCUUAAUAUCAGCUUGUGAUUAGAGGCAGAGUGAUUCAUCUGAUAGUGAAAUUUGCUUUGUAGUGUUUUGUCCUGAUGACUACAGGUUUAGCAUGUUCACACAACUGAGACAUCCAUGUAGAGUAUCAAAUAUUUGCUCUGAGCUUUAUUUUCCCUUUCUCUCUCACCUUAUUUGUAUCAUAAAUGUGGACAUUCCUGAGGAAAUCAAAAGAUCUACUCCAUUGUGAGCACAUGCACGUUUCUUUUCUGUGUAUAUACUCGCAUGCACGUUUGUGUGCAGAUUCAUGUGUGUAUGCAGUUUAUUUGUACAUUAAGAUUACAUAGUUUAUUAUAUUUGCCCAUUUUAUAAAGAUGAGUGUGAUGUCUUACCCAAUUUAGAGGAACAUGAGCUUUUGUAUUUGUCACCAAAGAAACUUUGAGUACAUUGUGAAACCACAUUUACUGGAAAGCAAAUUUCACAUUCAUUUCACUCAUAAAAUGAAGGUUGUAUAUAAUAAACACACACACACACACAUAUCAUUCUUACAUGUUUAAUUUCUGAAAGUUCAUCCACCAAAUAUCUGCUGCUUCUCAAUUUAUUUUCUUUCAAAUAAGCAUAUGUAAGAUGCCUCACUGCUACUGCUGUUCAAUGGAAAAAUCAUAUAUCAUGUAACUAAUGCUCAUUGCCCAAAAUGAGUGCGACUUAUGCCACAGUUGCAGUUCUGCUUACUCAAAUUAUCCAUAGAAGCUAUAUAAAUGCAACACUAAUGAUUGGUUGGACAUCCAUCGGAGGUGAUAAUUGGCAACUGGUCAAAUGAGCAGUUUCAUUUCUUGGAGAGGAAGGAUAAUAUUGUGUCGAACAAGCAGGUGCAUACAUAUCCAAGUUUAUAUUUUCUCAUGGCGAAUCAGAUGUUUUAGUGACUGAAACUGAGGUGUCAUGUUUGUGAUUUAGAUGUUGAUUUGUGGAAGAUUUGUGCAUGGCAAAUGGGAUGUUUCUUUAUAUAAAAAAAUGAAACAUUUCA
Molecule: messenger RNA, 7728 nt
Organism: Pomacea canaliculata
Lineage: Eukaryota; Metazoa; Mollusca; Gastropoda; Architaenioglossa; Ampullariidae
Exons: 10
Coding region: 446-4291 (1281 amino acids)
Biological process (GO): regulation of transcription by RNA polymerase II
Cellular component (GO): nucleus
Molecular function (GO): protein binding; RNA polymerase II cis-regulatory region sequence-specific DNA binding; DNA-binding transcription activator activity, RNA polymerase II-specific
Source: RefSeq, a predicted model, not a curated record